ACCCUAAAGAUAAGAUCGGCCCGUAUCAUUUCUUGUCCAAGAACAGUUUGGCUUUGAAUGGGUGCCGAGACGAUCCGCCGUUUUUUCCGGCGUCUCGUGCACUCCCUGUCGGGUAGCCUUGGCCGCUUUCUUACCCGUUCUUUGUCUCUUCCCUCUGCACGCCUUUUUCUCACUUCCAGCUUGACUUGCUUUUCGUCUCUCUCCUCUCCACCUCUUUCUCUCGUUGUCUAUUGAUCAAAAUGUUUUCCCUAAGGACAGCGCAGUCCGCGCAAACUUUCCUCCGUCGCUCUGCGGUGACAGCUCCCAUUGUCCGCUCCACCGUCCCAGCAAGAUCUUUUGCUAGUGUUCAGUCGGACAUCUUCAAGCCGACCAAGUAUGGCGGAAAAUACACUGUUACGCUUAUUCCAGGUGACGGAAUUGGGGCUGAAGUCGCCGAAUCGGUCAAGACUAUCUUCAAGGCCGACAAUGUACCCAUUGAGUGGGAGCAGGUAGAUGUCAGUGGCGUGGAUACAGGUAACAAGCACUCGGAGCAACUCUUUAAGGAAUCCAUCGCUUCGCUCCGCCGCAACAAGCUGGGUCUCAAGGGUAUCCUCUUCACCCCCGUUGAGCGCUCGGGCCACCAAUCUUUCAACGUUGCUCUGCGGCAAGAGCUUGAUAUUUUUGCGUCGAUUGUUUUGAUCAAAAACAUUCCGGGCUACAAGACACGCCACGAAAAUGUUGACCUUUGUAUCAUCCGUGAGAACACCGAGGGAGAAUACUCGGGCCUUGAACACCAGUCUGUCCAAGGCGUUGUUGAGUCACUCAAAAUCAUCACUCGUGCCAAGUCUGAACGUAUUUCCAAGUUUGCUUUCGGCUUUGCCCUUGCAAAUAAUAGGAAGAAGGUCACCUGUAUUCACAAGGCGAACAUUAUGAAACUGGCCGACGGUCUGUUCCGUAGCACUUUCCACAAGGUUGCCGAGAACUACCCCACUCUGGAAGUCAACGAUAUGAUUGUCGACAAUGCAUCUAUGCAAGCCGUGUCCCGGCCCCAGCAGUUUGACGUCAUGGUCAUGCCCAAUUUGUAUGGUGGUAUCCUUUCCAAUGUCGGUGCCGCCCUUGUUGGUGGACCGGGCGUUGUCCCUGGCUGCAACAUGGGUCGUGAUGUCGCCGUGUUUGAACCCGGCUGUCGCCAUGUUGGGCUUGAUAUCAAGGGCAAGGAUCAGGCGAACCCUAGUGCUAUGAUCCUCUCUGGAUCUAUGCUUCUGCGUCAUCUCGGCUUGGACGACCACGCGAAUAGAAUUUCCAAAGCUGUGUACGAUGUCAUCGGUGAAGGUAAAACGAGGACCCGUGACAUGGGUGGACAGGCUACCACCCAUGAGUUCACCAGGGCUGUCCUGGACAAGAUGGAGGUUGCUCUGUAAUUGAGAAUCUCUGUGCCCGACUAAAUCGCUAUUCUCAUGAUAAUGAAAGCUUGUAGUAGGUCGCUCAGUGAAUGCCGUGCUGGCUACGUGGACUUGUCUCUUUACUGUGUAUUGUGUUCACACUGAAGCAACAUCGACGGUGGCCUACUCAUAACUGAGGUUCUAGACAAUCUUGUGGAGCUAGGGCGUGUAAAAUUAUAUGCUAUGAUCCUGAAAAUAGAAAAGUCGUUUCAAUCAUUCACCAGCAGAAUAUAUCCGCCUGAUAUUCGUCACGUUGCAAUGGCACGCCGUCCAGGUAGAGAUGUGGUUCAAAGGCCCAGAU
Messenger RNA from Aspergillus alliaceus, 1722 nucleotides. RefSeq names its product isocitrate dehydrogenase (NAD(+)) IDH1. NCBI's taxonomy places the organism in Eukaryota, Fungi, Ascomycota, Eurotiomycetes, Eurotiales, Aspergillaceae. Gene Ontology annotation, molecular function: NAD binding; magnesium ion binding; isocitrate dehydrogenase (NAD+) activity. The record is from RefSeq and is a predicted model, not a curated record. The transcript is spliced from 5 exons. The coding region runs from base 240 to 1400 and encodes 386 amino acids. Gene Ontology annotation, cellular component: mitochondrion. Gene Ontology annotation, biological process: isocitrate metabolic process; tricarboxylic acid cycle.